Molecule: messenger RNA, 1790 nt
Organism: Eremomyces bilateralis CBS 781.70
Lineage: Eukaryota; Fungi; Ascomycota; Dothideomycetes; Eremomycetales; Eremomycetaceae
Exons: 5
Coding region: 153-1655 (500 amino acids)
Biological process (GO): regulation of DNA-templated transcription
Molecular function (GO): DNA-binding transcription factor activity, RNA polymerase II-specific; zinc ion binding
Source: RefSeq, a predicted model, not a curated record
CUACGGUACUUCCUUUGGCUUGACACCGCUAUUUUCUGGUCUCGCUGCUCUCGAUCGCUGAAUCCUUGAUCUAAGCAGGUAUCAUCGAGGAGAGUGUCUAAGGAACCGCUAGUGGAAGGGUGUAUAAACUACUUGCUAGCUACUCCAUCGGCAUGGUCUAUUAUGGCGCCCUGAGCAAAGGUUGCCAGCGCUGUCGCCAGCGCAAGAUCAAGUGUGACCAACGCAGGCCCGGAUGCUUGAAAUGCGAGAAAGCAAAGACGCCGUGUCCAGGGUUCCGGAACCUAAACGAUGUCAUGUUCAGGGACGAAUCUUUAAGGAUCAUCAAGAGAGUUCGCAAGACUUAUGAUGAUAAUGCCCCAUUAGAACAGCGAGCACCACUUAUAGUGCACAAUGCCGUCCCAACUGUCCAAUUACAGUCCAAUGGCUCGGAUGGCGCAACAACUGCCGACUCUCCUAGAGUACCCCGAGUUCUUCCCCUGCCCAUUAUUGAAAUGGCCGCAAACUUCUUCUUUGCCAAAUACACCUGUGAUGAGCCUCCUUUAUCUUCGGACUUUUUCAGCUGGCUUGCCAAGAUGUACAACCAAAAUCAGCCAAAUUAUGCGUUCCGGGCAGUCAUCGAGGCCACUGGCAUGGCAGGAAUAUCCAACGUAAAUUAUGCCCCGGAGAUUGCUUCCAAAGCUAAAGAAAGAUACGUUGAGGCUUUAGCUGCUACAAAGCAAGCCUUGAACAAUCCACACGAAUCUGUCUCGGAUGCGACAUUAGUCACGGUGAUCAAUUUGGGAAUUUUCGAGUUCAUUACCUUUGAGGAUUGGGAUCUCUAUCACUCCUGGUCUGCUCACCUCGAUGGUGCAACGGCACUGCUUCAACUCCGCGGCCAAGAACAAUUCAACCAUGAGCGUGGGGAGCAACUGUUUGCGCAAUUUCGGUCCCAACUUCUAUAUGCCUGUUUGCAGCAAGACCUCGCCCCUCCGCAAGCUUUACGCGAGCUACACCAAGAUUUUCGAGGCAGCAUCAGGGGCAAACCCCGCAUGACGGUUAAGCCGGGCCAAAUGAUAGAUAUAUCGUACCGACUGCUCGAUCUCCGGGCAGCGAUCAAGAAUGGUGAUAUGACAGACCACGACGCCAUACUCGAUGUAGCAAUACAAAUGGACAACGACCUUAAAAGCUGGAGGGCAAGCCUUCCUCCCGUUUGGGCGUAUGCUACUGUGGAUGCUCAUGAUAUUCCUGCCGGGUCAUAUUUUGGAGGCAAACAACACGUCUACAGCAGUCCUUAUAUUGCCCAGGUCUGGAAUAACUGGCGAACCCAGCGGAUACUUGUCAAUAGAAUCAUCUUUGACCAUCAGCCUCCUUACGAUACGGCUAGUCGUUCCCAGGAAUACUUUUUACUAUCACUUAUCCAAGAAUUGUCUGUCGAGAUUUGCAUUUCUGCUCCUAACUUCCUGGGAAAACCUCGUUCCACCACCCUCAUAUGGCCACUGCUCGUGGUCGCCCAAGAACCUCUAAACCUUUAUAACGAGAGAUCCUGGGCAACGGAAGUCCUCCGUCACAUUGGCUCCGUCAUGGGCGUGCGGAGAGCUAGUUUGCUUGCCGAUGACAUCUCGCGAACCAUUAUUAGGCCAAAAUAUCAUACAGUUCACAAUUUUAGGAACUUAUAGGGCCUGGAUUUCGCUCAGUAAUCUUGUUCUCCUAUAUCCUCAUAAUUUCUGUUGUAGUUGAAUUAUAUAGAGCUCUCUUUUCUUAGUCUCUUUUUAUAUCGCCCAAUGCAGCCUUGCUCACUUCUUCCUAGUAGC